This is a messenger RNA of Schizophyllum commune H4-8, 608 nucleotides long. RefSeq lists its product as uncharacterized. Bases 238 to 528 code for a protein of 96 amino acids. The record is from RefSeq and is a predicted model, not a curated record. NCBI's taxonomy places the organism in Eukaryota, Fungi, Basidiomycota, Agaricomycetes, Agaricales, Schizophyllaceae. The transcript has a single exon.
CUGUCAAUCCGCAGACUUGUACGUAUUCUAGCCUGAAAUUAUCUCUAUCAGGCCAGCUCAUCGUUGAUGAUAAGCUCCUCUCAUAGCACGGGGCUGCAUAAUAUGACCGUACAACGGAGAGCACACCAGCAAACAAUGGAACGGCGGCCCACAUGAUGCCACUCGAGGCGCGUCCGCCUUUCAUUUGGGCCAUGCCUCGCCACAAGGCAUCGGAUGCAAAUCUCGCGUAUCUAUAAGAUGCGGUGGCGCGCGAUCUUCUGUUCUUUUGCCCAUCUCCGUCACUCGUUCGAGAUACCCCGCGGCGCCGCCGUCCGUGAGAUCAGGUCCCCCGUCCCCGCGACGUCAAAAACAAAAGCCGAGCCUCGUGGCACGAUGGAUUCCCCCACUUCGCCGACAUUCCCUUCGGCCCCUGGCGCGCCUGUCAAGGCGAUGAACAGUCACGUCGUCGUCGCCUGUACUCCGGGGCGGCAGUCGGGACUGCAAACGGCCUCCGUCAUGCUACAGAAUCCGCAUCUCGCGUCGCUGUGAGUUCUGUUCUAUCGCGCCACCGAGCCGCCACUCAGCUUAGAUACUGAUCUCGCUCUCAGCCCUCAUGGACGAGCUCAACC